Messenger RNA from Phytophthora sojae, 2352 nucleotides. RefSeq lists its product as hypothetical. The record is from RefSeq and is a predicted model, not a curated record. Bases 1 to 2352 code for a protein of 783 amino acids. The transcript has a single exon. NCBI's taxonomy places the organism in Eukaryota, Oomycota, Peronosporomycetes, Peronosporales, Peronosporaceae.
AUGCAUCCGGAGGGUGCGCGCGAGACUGCAAACUUCGUCGAGCGGCUGCAUCGGUCCACUGUGAUCCGGGUCAUGCUAGCGCUCUUCGCCUACGCGCUACUCGUGUCCGACGUGCCUCGCGGAGGAUUCAACGUCAAAACACUUCCGUUCGUGCAGAUCGAGCCGAACGUCUUCACAGUGUACGGACCCACUGCACUGCCGAGUCGCGCGGUCUAUCGGAACGGCACGACCACAGUCGACGGGGUCUCUGCCAGCUCUUCUGAUCUACCGACGGCUCUGUACAAGUUUGCACCAAGCUCCUAUGGUCUUCGCACAGUUCGUGACCUGCUGGACGGAUCCUCGAAGCUCGACUCCUCCUGGCCGCAAUGCCUUCUCAGUGUCCACUCCGCGGACUCCUCGUACAGCAGCAACUGCGGUGAUACUCUGCCUAGCACGACUGUGUUCAGCAUGCUCGAUACCCUCGUCGAAGCGUUGGCGGCCAAUGCGCCGAGCACUACGAGCUACAAGAACGUCGCCCAAACGGAGGAGGGCAUUGCGAUCAUGGCGCGAGGGGAGUUGAGCGCGUUCCCUCAACGCGUGUGCUUCGCAGCACGCUCCAAGGCUCGCUGGACGGGCACCAGCAGUGCAGCUUCCGGAUCCACCGCUGCGAGUAGCAGCACCAGCUUUCUGUCGCGGAAUUUAUUGGACCACAAGUACUGGCUCAGCGUUUGGGCUACGACGUUCACCGACCUAGAUCCGCAAAAUCCUGGAGUCGAUCUGUGCGUGGACGACUUGGAUCGUCCUCUAUUAUGCGAGAAGCCCUGGGCUGCUGCAGUGGCGGUUGAUGGCACACAGGGCGAACCAUACUGGGAGGUCGUGUCGUCACGUGCUGCGGCAUUGCAAGCUAGUCUCGGUAAGAACCAAAAGCUCGACGUGACUCUAGUUGAAGCCGAGUCGGAUCCGUUGACAAGACUGGGUGGCGCAGUGCUGCUGGCUCACAAGAUCUACAAUGUGGUGGCGCUCUACCGGAUCCGAUACUGCACCGACGAUGGUGUUUGUAAGACCUCAGUGGUGUUUGACGAGCGCGUUGAGGGCAAAGUUCUUUACACGGAUGCUCUCGAAUGGAGCUCUCUGGCCUCCACGUUACGAUUCGUUGGUCAGCUGUAUGUCAUCGUACGCUUACUCUGUCUGCUCCUCGCUUGCUACGCUGUAGUGAACAAGACGAUGAGUUUCGCGACGAGCUCGGACACUUCAAGGUUGAAGCGGACGUUGCGUGUCUUCUUUGCGGUUCCGAGUCAGGUCGUAGUGUACGGCAGUUGGUUACCCGUGCUCUGCUACGCUAGUGCACAUAUCAUCGACGGUUUGAUAUUCUACGAGCUGGAAGAUGACGGAGGAGAGAGCACGACGGAAAGUUUAUCGACCUUGACUCGCUGGCUAGCCGUGCAUAUGCGCUGCGUUUGGCUCAUGGCUCUGCUUGCAAGGUUUCGCGCGUUACUGCAAACCUCAGCGGGGGCCUGGACUCCUUCCCAUGGCGUCUCAGGGGUGCGUGGUCACUUACUUCCAGCUCUGGCACUAGGUGCUGUGGCUUUUGUGGCGCAUGGAGGAAUAGCAGUCGACGAUCGUGACGCUAGAAUUCUGGAGGCGAAUGAAGUGGAGCCCGUCCCGACCUUCAUGUUGCUGCGCUCAGAGACGCUGGAUGCCUGGAAGAUGAACCUCGAAGGCGUUUACAGUGAUAUGCUCGCCGUCGCCCUUGCAGCUGUGAUCUACGUGGUGGUUAUCUUAGUUGUGCGUGCGCUCGUACGCUGGCACCGGCGUCGAUGGGUCAAACCUACAAGUUUUAACCAGGGGAAAACUCGGGCAAAAGGUGAUGCGGUCCCUGAUCCGCUCUUCUUCGCUCGCUCGGCCGUCCCAAGUGGCGCCGGUGCUCUUUGGGAGCCAAGCUGCCUUUCAGUGAGUUGGGAUGACGAUUUAUUGGGGCCCCUUCUAGUUAUGUUGACUGACACUACACCGUGGGUAAGCCAACGGAGCCAUCGGAACGCUGACCAAAAGCAGGGCUCAAGCAAUGACGACGACGAAGAGGAGAACCUUGCUGGAGGUGAUAGGAUAGCUACAAGCUCAGCAUCGGCCACACAGCGCAUGCUCAUGAACUUGGUGUUUUUGAGCGACCCAUGGAAUUUGCUCGUGCUGAAGCUGGGCCGAGCACGAGUUCACCUGUAUCAACUGCGUGGAAGUGGCUUGGACUGCAAGGUGGUCCAUGCAAACGCUAAAGCUCGCGUCGCCCGCGAAUAUUCGCUGGCACUUGAAAACGUAGAGCUUGUGGCUUCUCUCCGUGCCUCGGAGCUCUCGUGGGCACAGCUUGUUACAUGCAAAUAA